Meloidogyne enterolobii is the source of this 1374-nucleotide messenger RNA. The record is from the annotation of a GenBank genome assembly. Lineage: Eukaryota; Metazoa; Nematoda; Chromadorea; Rhabditida; Meloidogynidae.
CGUCGGAUGCUUGGGGCAUCAUCAAGUAGCGAAGAGGAAGACGAUUUUGUUGCGAAUGAUAAUGCUUCUGAAAUCGCAUCAGGAGUCGGCGGUCAAUUUCGUACAAUCCAACAAAACCAUUUUAUUAACCAACAACAACAGCAAUAUCCUGGUGGCCUUCGUACAGCUAGUCCGGCAUUUAGAACAGAAUCCCCAGCCUCCUCAGACCAAUCUUCUUUUGCAACAAGUAUUAGAAGAAGUGAAAGCUCAAAUGUUGGGAGAAGAACAACAGGGGGUUCAACUCCACAACCCAAAGGUUCUUUUAGAGCAGGCGGAGUAAGUGCUCUGGGUAGACCUACAACACCUAGAAAGCAAGGAAGUUUUCGUUCAACACAUGGAAGGUCUGUACUUGGUGGGAGAGAGGGUUUUGGUGGUGGAGGUGGCGGGCCUGAUUCAGCUUAUUCUCCAGCAUUCGGACAUCAAAGUUCUCAAGAUUUGUUUACGGAUGAAGAGGAUUUGGGAGAAGGGGAAGAUGAUCCACAUAUUUUAAAUGGAGGUAGUGGAAUGCUUACUAAAGAGGAAGAGGAAAGGCUUAAAGCCGAGGAAGAGGAGGAAGACAGGAAAAGAUGCCUUCAACUUUAUGUAUUUGUAGCUAAAUGUAUAGCUUAUCACUUUAAUGCUAAACAGCCUACGGAUAUGGCUAGAAGAAGGCUAAAAAUAACAAAAUCAGAAUUGUCAAGAAUAAAAGAUCGUUUUAACGGCUUCUUAAAAGGAGAUAUACAAAUUCCAGCAGACGAAGCAUUUACUAAAGCUAUCGAAUCUUAUUUUGAAGUUUUUCUAAAAUCGGAAAGAGUUGCUAAAGUAGUUCAAGCUGGGGGAUUUGCUGCAAAUGAUUUUAGAGAAGUUUUUAGAUGUAAUGUUGAAAGAAGGAUUAGAUCUUUGCCUGAAAUUGAUGGAUUGAGUAAAGAUACAGUUUUGGCUUCUUGGAUGGCCAAAUUUGAUUUAAUAAUGAAAUGUGAUGAUGAUACUGUACAGACUAAACAAAAUAGAGGUAGAUUGAGAGGGGCAAAUCAAGUUAUUGCAGACGUUAUAAUGAGUAAAGAACAACUUUAUGAUAUGUUUCAACAAAUUUUAAAUAAUGCCCUUCAAUUGGAUAAUCCUGAUGAACAGGCUGCGGCUAUUCGAAGGGAGGUAGCAACUAGAGAAGAAACUUUGAGGGAUAUUCCAAGGUUAAAACGGGUAAUGCCUAAAUUCGUCGUAAAAGAUAUGGAUACACUUUUUAUUGACGAAGUUCGCCAGUCUAUUAAUUUGCUCAUCUCAAAUCUAGAGUCUGUGCCUGUAGCACCAAGACAAACUUUGGGGAGGAAAAAGGAAAAGAAUAAAAGUUCUAGGUAA